UAGUCCCGGGGGGAAGAUGGGAUGACAGACGCUCCAAUGGAAAACUACGACUCCCAGUGUCCCUCGCGACAGCGCCUGCGCCUCGCAGCGGCGGGCGCUAAUUGGCCGCCGGCGCCGCCGCCAUUUCGCGCGUUGGCUCAAGGCCCGUAGCGGCGCGGCGCGCGGCAGGACUGGCUCCGCCCCCUUCGCCCGGUGCUGUGGACAGGCCGGUCCCGGGACGGGCCCGCUGCGGCCCCGUUCCCGCCCGGUGAGCGGGCAGGCCUCGGGCCCAGGCGCAGGAACCCAGCGGCGCCCCGCCGGCCCUCUACAAAGCCACCCAAUCAGCGCCCGCAGCGCACCUGACCGACAGCCGCCUCCGCCAAUCAGCGGCUUCCGCCGCGGAGGCCAAUCGGAAGGCGAGACGCAGCGGGGAGUGUGGCUGUGCGGGUCACGUGGGGAGCGCUCCGCCAAUCAGCGCCGCGCGACGCGGGGUCGCCCCGGCUCCCGCCAAGUACGAGCGGGACGGGCCGGGCGGGACCGGGCCCGGGAGCGGCGGGGGCUGCGCGGGCCGGGCCGGCCUCGGUUCGGCCGCCGCGGUUCGGCCACCGCCGCCAGCCGCGCCGGCCGCCGCCACAGCCAUGGAGUGCAGAGACAAAGCUGCUGUUCCUCCGCGGAAGCUCGUCCAAGCUCGGCUGCCCUUCAAGCGCCUCAAUCCUGUGCCAAAGGAAAAACUUGAUCUGGAUUCAGAAGUGAAAAAAGUCAAGAGCUCCCCGAGUGCUUUUGUUCCGAGCAAGGAUCCGUCCCUGGAUGCCUCGGGUGCCUCCCUGGACAAUGUGGAGAACGACUGCCAGCUGGGCUCCGACGGGAAUUUGGGGAAUUUGACUCCAAAACUUGUGAAUGGGAAGGGUCCAUUGGACCAUUUUAUCCAGAAGAACCCAGGAGGUGACACGAGUGACCCUGGGGACGUUCCUGACCUCUCCAAGGGCCAUUUUAUCCAGAAAAACCCAGGAGGUGACACGAGUGACCCUGGGGAUGUUCCUGACCUCUCCAAGGGCCAUUUUAUCCAGAAGAACCCAGGAGGUGACACGAGUGACCCUGGGGAUGUUCCUGACCUCUCCAAGGGCUCUGGCCACGGACUCGAGGGGGAUGUGGAUUCCAGAGCUGCCGUAACCAGCGGCACCACGAUAGGAAAAGAGCUGAACCAGCUGAGCUGCCUGAAUCCCUCACAGAGCAGCCCAGCAGGUGACUCCACGGAGACUGAGGGGCCCUGUGCAGCUGCAGCCGAGGCAGAGCAGGACCCGGGAGCUGGGAUCCAGCCGCGCUCCAGGGCGGUGGCAGGCAGGAAGGGGGCCCAGGGCGAACUGAAGGAUGUGCUCUUUGAGGGGAAGGUGCCCGUGGUGCUGCUGGAGGACAUCAUGAGCCUGAAAUCCCCCCAGGUGGUGUCUCUGGACAGCAGUGGCACAGGCUCCGAGAACGAGGCCCUGGAGUCGUCCCACGAGGGAGACUCGGGACUGAGCCACUCCUCGCUGAGCUCCGGGAGCUCGCCCGACGUGCAGCUCGUGGCAGAGGCCAAGAGGAACUCGAGUCCUUUGGCUGCCUCCACACCUGCCAGGAAGGUACCUCAGAAAUUCCACAGAAGUUCAGCAGAGAAGGAGAAGCUGAGAUUGCAAAGAGAUCAGGAGCGCGCAGACAAGCUCCAGAAGCUGCAGGCAGAGAGGGAGGAGAAGGGGAGGCUGAAGGAAGAGGCAAAAGCUGCGAAAGAACGAGCCAAGGAGGAGGCAAAGAAGAGGAAAGAGGAAGAGAAGGAGUUGAAAGAGAGAGAAAGGAGGGAAAAGAAAGAAAAGGAAGAGAAGGAGAAAGCUGAGAAGCUGCGAGUGAAGGAGGAGAAGCGCAAGGAGAGGCAGGAGGCCUUGGAGGCAAAACUUGAGGAGAAGAGAAAGAAAGAAGAGGAGAAACGGUUAAAGGAGGAGGAAAAGCGCAUCAAUGCACAGAAAGCAGAGAUCACCAGGUUCUUCCAGAAACCAAAGACUCCACAAGCCCCCAAGACCCUUGCUGGCUCCUGUGGGAAGUUUGCUCCUUUUGAAAUUAAGGAGAACAUGGUCCUAGCCCCGCUCAGCCGCGUUUCCCUGGAUCCAGACGACCUGGAGCAGCUGGAUAAGCUCCUGCGUGCCCAGAACAGCGAUGGUUCCUUCUUGAGGGAUCUGAAAUGUCGUAAACCACGAAAAACUGGGCCCACUUUGGUCAGUGACAGCAAUGACAGUGUGAACAGUGACGUGGUGGUGGUGGACAGCUGCCAGGCAGACGCUGUUCCUGAGAGGGAGAAGUUUGGCAGGAUGAAGCUCCUGCAGUUCAGUGAGAAUCACCGCCCUGCCUACUGGGGCACCUGGAACAAGAGAACCGCGCUGAUCCGUGCCAGGAAUCCAUGGGCCAAGGACACCAAACUGCUGGACUAUGAAGUAGACAGUGAUGAAGAGUGGGAAGAGGAGGAGCCAGGGGAAAGUCUCUCCCAUAGUGAAGAGGAUGAUGAAGAGGAGGGAGAGGAUGAAGACGAGGACGAUGGGUUUUUUGUACCCCAUGGGUACCUAUCUGAAGAUGAAGGUGUGACAGAGGAGUGUGACCCAGAGAACCAGAAGGUUCGCCAGAAACUGAAAGCCAAGGAGUGGGAUGAGCUGAUAGCCAAGGGGAAGAGGUUCCACGUCCUGCAGCCCGUGAAGAUCGGCUGCGUCUGGGAAAGGGCAGCGCAGGACAGCAGCACCAACACGGACCUGAAGGUGCUCCAGCAGUUCACAGCCUGUGUCCUGGAUCCACCUGUGCCAGAGGAAGAGCAGCAGACACAGAAAUGUAGCAAGAAAAGGGCAAAAGAUCAGCAAAUCCUCGGCCACCUCCUGCCGCUGCUGCACGGGAACGUGCACGGGAGCAAGGUGAUCAUCCAGGAGUUCCAGGAGUGCUGCCGCCGGGGCCGCUUCAGCGACGGGAGCCCCCCGGCAGCGCAGCCCCCGGCCGGGGAGGACGGCGGGGUCCCCUCCAAGGCCAGGCUGAAGAGGAUCAUCUCGGAGAACUCUGUGUACGAGAAGAGGCCCGAGUUCAGGAUGUGCUGGUACGUGCACGCCGAGGUGCUGCGCAGCUUCGGGCACGAGCGGCUCCCCGUGCCGUGCCGCUGGAGCUACGUCACCCAGGUGCCCUGCGCGGGCAGGGACGAGGGGGGCACCGUGCCCGCCGUGCCCGCCCCCCAGCCCACGCCCCCGGCAGCCAAGAGGAAGGCCAUGGCCAGCAUGUCCAUCACCAAGUUCAUGAAGAGACCUCGGGAUGCUGAGCAGGCUGCAGAGAUGGACGGAUUUCAGGCAGACACGGAGGAAGAUGAGGAAGAUGACGACUGCAUGAUUGUGGAUGUACAGCCAGCAAAAGGUUCUACAGCUUCAGAAUCCAGUGGCACGAGAGCUGCUGACCAGGACAGCAGCGUGGUCAGCCCAUCUAAUACAAUUUGAGACUUAAAUGCCUACUAACUCCUCUGUAUGUAUGUAGAAUGAGCUAGAAAAUUUUAAACAUUGUGUAUCUUUGACCAAGAUACUUGAAAGUAUUCCACAUUUCUUGUAAAGAGAAGACAGCACUUUGUUCUGCUUCAGACCUGAUGGAAGCUUAAAUUUUUAGUUUUAGCUUUUUAGCUUUUUUUUUUUUUUAAAUACUGCAUAUUAAUCUGUCCUUAAUAAAGCAUUAUUGAAAUUUUGAUACUUCUUUGUAAUGGAAGGUAUCUAAGUUAUCUCUAAAAGUAGCUGAGGGAUUUUGGAAUAAGCUUAUUGUGAUGCCACUGGGGAAUGACUGUUCAUAAUGUUGUACAGCGUGGCCUUGGGUAUAAAUGAUGUACAAUUAUAUAUGAAUUUAUGCUCUUGUA
Poecile atricapillus (Black-capped chickadee) is the source of this 3868-nucleotide messenger RNA. RefSeq names its product chromatin assembly factor 1 subunit A (gene CHAF1A). The transcript is spliced from 15 exons. The record is from RefSeq and is a predicted model, not a curated record. The coding region runs from base 618 to 3464 and encodes 948 amino acids. Gene Ontology annotation, cellular component: nucleus; CAF-1 complex. Gene Ontology annotation, biological process: nucleosome assembly. NCBI's taxonomy places the organism in Eukaryota, Metazoa, Chordata, Aves, Passeriformes, Paridae.